Molecule: messenger RNA, 369 nt
Organism: Helobdella robusta
Lineage: Eukaryota; Metazoa; Annelida; Clitellata; Rhynchobdellida; Glossiphoniidae
Exons: 3
Coding region: 1-369 (122 amino acids)
Source: RefSeq, a predicted model, not a curated record
AUGGCCAAAUUGUUGAUUCAAGAUGGCGAAACUCCACCGGGCACCGAAGAACGAGUGUUCACACGCUGGCUGGUCGACCUCCUGGAGGACACCUCAGCUAAGAACAAGAACAACAUGAACAGGAUGAACAACGUGAACAUGGUGAACAUCACGCCAAAUAUGUACAGUAUGUUACGAGAUGUUCGCGCGUUGGAUUGUUUGGUGUCGAAGUUAUCCGGUACAGAUAUCGUUAAUCUUGAGACAUUUUCUGUAACACCAAAACAAAUACUUGAAAUUGUUACGAAACUCUUGUUUGGUGCUAUUGAGAAUGUUAACUCCAUGCCAUUUUUACGAAACGAAUCAGUGGAAAUAAUUUAUAAAAAGUACUAA